Messenger RNA from Puntigrus tetrazona (Sumatra barb), 1884 nucleotides. Its product is annotated as nucleolin 2-like. NCBI's taxonomy places the organism in Eukaryota, Metazoa, Chordata, Actinopteri, Cypriniformes, Cyprinidae. Gene Ontology annotation, molecular function: histone binding; histone deacetylase binding. The transcript is spliced from 20 exons. Bases 484 to 1803 code for a protein of 439 amino acids. Gene Ontology annotation, cellular component: nucleus. The record is from RefSeq and is a predicted model, not a curated record.
GUUUGAGGAGCUGUUUGAUUAAAUGUAAAGCCCGAGAUAAUCGAGGUUCCCAUCUCGGAUAGCUAACGAGCGUUUUAUGCAAGAUGACAAAGAUUAAAACGACCCGCCUUCCACUACGCAGUAAAACGAAAACGAAACUUAAUGCCGCCAACGGUGCAAUGAAAACUGGACCGUAGUAAAAUGUCAAAACUCAACAUGGGAUCGGAACAAUGUCAGGAUCGGGAUCAAAUUAUUUGUGCACUUUGCGAAAAAUCAGACGAAACUGAAGUCACCGGGCCCCUCUCCUCCAAAGACAACAUCUCCGCACAUCAAAACUGUUUGUUGUACGCAUCAGCGAUCUUCUGCACGAAUUCCCCCAUCUACGACGACCUGUUUGGAUUUGAUGUAGAAGAUGUGAAGAAAGAGAUGAAGAGAGGAAAAAGACUAUUUUUGUGAGAUCUCUUUUGAUUUGGCCAUCUAUUGCUACUCAACUUCAGCUCAUGCAUGGACCAAAUGUAUAUACUGUAUGUCUCACAUCUCAAGGUUUGCCACUACUGUAAGAGAGCCGGUGCUACAGCCGGCUGUGACGUGAAGCGCUGUAAACGCUCGUACCAUUACCCCUGCGCCAUAAAGGACCGAGCCAGAGCCGCUGAAAACAGUAACGAAGGCAGUUAUAGAUUGUUCUGUGAAUUACAUGAUCCAGAAUCCAAAAAAAUAAGUUCAGAAAAUGUGCUAGAGGCCGCACCGUGUGGCCCUAGACCCUUUAAGAGACGAAAUUCUGUGGUUGGUGACCGGCCUAACAUGAAAAGGCUUGAGAGGAGAGACUCAUCAUCUUCAGGGUCAUCAGAAGUGAGUUUGUCCAAAAAGAAAAAGACAGUGGCAUUUAUUUUGAUAGAUUCUGAUGAUGAGGAUGAAUCCAUGAAUAUAAAAGAAGAAUCGGACACAGAGCCUCCAGUUCAGAGCAAUCCAUCAACUCCUGAUCCUGAAAGUAAAAGAGAUUCAGUGUCUGUUUCCAGGCCCAGUGCAGAGCCCAGUCCAUCAACCACAGGAACACUGUGUAAAAGUCCAUUAAAAGUGUCGUCUCCUCAGAAAGCUUCUGGAUCAUCAGACCAUCCAGAAGAUUUGAAGGACAAGCAGUCCACUCCUGUGCCUAAAAAAACGAGGCUGUGUGAAAAACUCAAACCAUCACCCACAGAAGCUGACGACGACACAGACGUUGAUUCGUCUCAGGAAGAGUCUCAGAGUUUGUUAUCCUCAAAAUGGUACCGUAUCACGACCCCCUGUCAAGUUAUUUUGGACUCUGGACCCUCUGUAGAAUCAGAGCACAGUCUAGAGCCUUCUUCACCUGCCAGUGCAGCUGUGUCUACCUCCCCUGAACAGAAGGAAGCGGCGUCCACAAGCAGAUCUUCUCCAGCGCCCAGAGCUCCAACCACUGAGCCUGUCUCACCAACUAUUUAUUCUGUGCCUGCUGUGGAGCGUUUCAGCUGUGAUUCAGGUCGUCCCGCUGCAGCGAAGGCCUCUAAAGUGGGCACCACAGAGAAACCCAAGUCCAGUGCCAGCGUGUUUUGGACCCGAUGUAACGAGGCUGGGUGGACCAAAGAGAUCUUCUCAGAGCUCGAGUCUCAGCUGAGCAGUCUUGGAGAAAGAGUGCAGUCACAGAAAGCCAGUGACCAAGAUUAUGAUGCUGCUCUCAAAGUGUUGGAGGCAUCUGGACGUCUACCUUGCAUUAUUUCUCAGCUGGAACAAGACAUAGAGAAACAGGAACAGGACUUAAAGAGGAAAAAAGCAGCACUGAGGGAUGCCAAAGCUGUACUAGAUGUUUAAUGUGUAACAAAAUUUUUUGGUUUUUACCAGGUUUACAGUAUGUGACAAAAUAUGUCUUCGUAUUACAUUCUGAUAGGAUCA